AUUUCAAAAUGGCAGACGAUGAGGACUAUGAAAAAUUGGCGCAUCAACAGAAACUGAAGGCUGCCGUCCACUACACUACAGGACAGAUAUGUGAGGAGUUUGCCGAGGAGGAAGAGGUCACUUAUAGCAGACAGUUCAUAGCAGCCGUCACAGAGGCCGCAUACAAACAGAUACAGUCAUAUGGCAGGGACUUGGAGCUGUUUGCUAGGCAUGCCAAGAGGAUGACCAUUCAGCCUGAUGAUGUGAAGUUACUUGUGAGGAAAACCCCACAACUGCAUGAAUACAUCAGUCAGUUGUGUAAGGAUGAUGAAGAAGACAAUGGACAGAAGAAAAAACGGGGAAAGUCAACGAAUAAAGGAGGCAAGAAAAAAACAAGUUCAACAUUGACUGACACUACAAAUAUAGGAGAAGACUCCAGUGAAUCACGCCUGUUCCAGGACAGUUGACAUGGUAUUGAGGAGAGGUUUAUGGUAAAAGUUUUGCUACAUGUCACAGUUAUAGGAUAAUGAUCCUCAGAGAAGGGUGUGUUGGAUCAGGCAAAAAACUUAGACUAAAGGCUUGACUUAAAUUUUGUGUCACUAUUUUUAUGUUUUCGUAAUUGGUGAUGUGUUGUUUUGAAAGUAGUGUUAUAAAAAGCACAUAACAAAAAGCAAAUAUGUUAGUCAAUCAAAGGUAUUCUGAACUAAACCUCUUCUUGAACAUCAUAGUUGAAACAACAGCUACAUCUGUCUGAAAGAUUUAAUGUCUUUAUUGAGAUCUUGUUAAUAUUUAAUCAGACCUCUUUUGUGUUUCCAUAUAUUGAACAAAUCAUUGUUUCAGUUAGAUCAUCCAUACGUUAUGUAAAAAGAAUCAGCAGUAUGUACCAGGUACAUAGAUAAACUUUUAAGGUCUUUUUUCAUAAACAGUUGACUGUACACAUAAAACAAUUGAACGUUUAAGUCAUGAUUAAAAAAUAUUUAUAUGAAAUUCACAAAAAAAUCUGUUGCUUCUUGAUAUGCAAAAAAAUUAGCCUUAACCAAAAUAAUACACUGAGUAAAAAUGUUUUGUAGAACAAACCACUGUUUACUUGUUCAAGUAAAAUACACAUUUCAAAUAUAUGAAACUUAUUGCUUUUGUUUGUUGCUUCAACAACAUUCGACAAAUUGCACAACGUAUAUUGCUAUUUAUCCAAUAAUAUCAGGUGCUUAUACAUAUUUUAUACACCGAGCAAAAAAUAUAAAUGCCCCAUGCAAUACCUGAAGCAUUUUAUCAGCAUUAUGUGUUUCAUAUGCAUUAAAUCAUACAAAGUAAAUUUUGUUCAAAGUGCUACAGAUCACUGUCUGUAGCCCAUUACAUGUUGUUAUUGACAUGGGGAAUUUAUAUUUUUGCUCAGUAUAUGAUAUACUUUUGGCACAAUCAAGGGAUUCUUUGGUGUUUCAUCAUUAAGUAGUAAAAAGAAUCUAUAUAAUGAUAUAAAAGUCUAAAAGGAGUUCUCAAAUCUACAAUAUUACUAAUUUGAAAUAUAGAGAAUGAACUUUAAAUUUGUGUAAAAUUGUUUGAAUUGAUGCAUUCUGUGAUAUAUUUAAUGUAAUGUAAUUGUUAUACAUGUACCAGUUGAUUAUCGUUUCUAAAAAAAAAACAAGAACUUCUGUUUACUGGUGGUCUGGAAAUAUCCUUUUAAUUUGUUUUGUAUGCUUCUGUUAGGCAUAAUGGGUGACGUGACCAGCUGACAUCUUCAACAACUGUACAUGUAUAACAAAAGCACACUGAUCUGAAAACAGUCUUUGUAUACCAAGUCAUACCUUGGACUAAGACCCAAGUCCCUGCAGUAUUUAACUCCAGGAGUAUUUAAAAAGAUGCCAAAGCACUUCUAAAGCACUUCAGACCAUAAGUAAGCAAUUUUCCCUAGCAAAUAGCCUGAGCUUCAGACAUUUAUUUUUUUAACAAAAUUUUAACUCUAAAAAACUGAAGAAUAUAAGUCUUUUAUAUAAACCUAGUAUGACAUUUCUGAGGCCCACAUAAAGAAAGCAGGCUUAAUAUCAAUCUAUUUCCCAACUGUACCACAUGGGGACUUCAUAUAAGAUCUAAAAUAUUUAGACUCUGACUGCCUUUGAUCGGUUCAUCUGAUAACUUUCCAAAACAUAUUUUUGGAAGGAAUUCACUCUAUAGUCUUGUUUUUAUCAUUAUACAAAAUUAAAUUUGUUCAUUUCAUUUCGCAUGGCCAAACUGAUGAGAAGCAUGCAUCUUCACAUUUUCAUUUUUUCCAUUUUUCUAACCAUUCCAUACAUACUCUUCACAUUUAUUUCACAAUGGUAGUGAUCCCAUAAAUCAAGGA
Molecule: messenger RNA, 2314 nt
Organism: Lingula anatina
Lineage: Eukaryota; Metazoa; Brachiopoda; Lingulata; Lingulida; Lingulidae
Product: centromere protein S-like
Biological process (GO): replication fork processing; resolution of meiotic recombination intermediates
Cellular component (GO): FANCM-MHF complex
Molecular function (GO): protein heterodimerization activity; chromatin binding
Source: RefSeq, a predicted model, not a curated record